Messenger RNA from Chara braunii, 904 nucleotides. Lineage: Eukaryota; Viridiplantae; Streptophyta; Charophyceae; Charales; Characeae. The record is from the annotation of a GenBank genome assembly.
GGCGGUGUCGUAGCAGGUGUGGUCGAUUUGGUUGUUGUCCUCAAGGAGGUAGUUGGGUGGAAGUUGUGGCAUUGCGGGGAAAGCCCCGGAGGUGACUUGGGAAUAGGUGGGACGGAUGGUGGGGAUGGUGGAGGUGGUCAUGAUGGGUUGGGAGAGGGUUUGGGAGUGCGGGGGGGGGGAAGGGGUGACUUUGGUGGGGGAGGAAUGAGGCGGUGUGCUGGAUGCGCCGGAUGAGGGAGGAGGUGGAGGGAACGGAACGAUGGUGGGGAUUGAAGGGUUGGUGGAUAUGGCGGUAGAGGUGGUAGGAGUGGAGGAGGUCGGCGGGGGGGUGUUGCUAGAGGCGGCUGUGGAGGUUGGAGUGGUUUGCACUGUGGAGGUUGGAGUAGUUUGCACUAUGGGGGUUGGAGUGGUUUGCACUGUGGGGGUUGCAGUGGUUUGCGUGGUGGUGACGACCGUGAUGGGGGGGGUGGUCCCUUCGAGCGUGGUGACGCGGUCGCAUAAGGAUGACACGUUGGCCUUUAUGCCGACGAGAGAGGCGGUGACGGAGUUGAGUGCGUGGAGGAUGGCAGAGAGGUCGGGGUUGGCGGUGUUUGCUGGUGGUUGUUCGCCGGCGAGGUUGCGGGUGAUGCUAUCGACUGAGUCGGUGCGGAUGUCAGACAAGUUGAUGGAGGUUGGGGCCAUGUCGGGGGAAGAGGGGGUGGAGGACGUGGCCUGAACGGGGGUGGAAGAUGCAGCAGCAGCGGUGGCGGCGACGGCAGCACAUUGGGAGUUCUUGGUUUGGCGUGGUGGCAUGUGGAGUGUGGGGGGAAAUCCCCUUUUUUUUAUUUAUUAAUAAAUUCAAAAAUAAAGAUAAUCCCCAAGGUUUUUUUUUUUUUUUUUCCAAAAAUAAACGCUGAACAGAAAG